ACGCCAUCCGCCUCCCCGCGGUAAUUUUCGGCUGGAAGAAUCGCAGAUAUCCGCGUUUACUUGCAGAGGGGCCGCUGGCCGGGCGGCGGGCGCGGCCCGGGACAAUGCGGGCUUUGUUGGGCGGCGGGGGCUCCCUCGGGGGGCGGUGGCGGUCAGCGGGGCAGGAGAAAGCAUCGUGCCAGGCCGGAGGCGAAACGCGAGCGAGGGGUGAAGUUAGUGCCGGUGCACCACGGAGCGUGGUGAAUUGGGAGGAGGAAGAAGAGCUGCGCUUUGUAGCUGGCACGUAGAAAAGUCCCGGAUAGGUCUCGAGCUGACUGAAGGCGGGUUGGGGCACCGGCGGUGGUGUUUGUAGGCGAGAUUAUUACAUCGGGGUGCAGAGACUGUCUGAAGGAAGAGGCUCUGCGAGGCCGUGCUCGGUGCCGGGCACCCGUCUCGUUUAAGUGGCACGCCAUGGAUACCACCGGCCACAGCGUCCUCCUGCUCCAGCAGCUGAACAUGCAGCGGGAGUUUGGCUUUCUGUGCGACUGCACAGUUGCCAUUGGAGAUGUUUACUUCAAAGCCCACAGAGCGGUGCUCGCCGCGUUUUCAAACUAUUUUAAGAUGAUAUUUAUCCAUCAGACGAGCGAGUGCAUAAAGAUUCAGCCUGCAGACAUCCAGCCUGACAUAUUUAGUUACUUGUUGCAUAUCAUGUACACUGGGAAAGGGCCAAAGCAGACUGUCAGCCAGAGCCGGCUGGAGGAGGGCAUCCGCUUUCUCCAUGCAGACCACCUCUCCCACAUUGCCAUCGAGAUGAACCAAGUGUUCUCCCCAGAGCCCAUCCAGUCUUCGAACUUGUACGGCAUCCAGAUCUCGACCACGCACAAGCCGGCCAAGGAGCACCUGGGAGCCAAGGAGGGGCUGUCCAAGGCAGGCAGCAGGUCGGCUCCCCAGGGCGACCACCCGCAGCUGCAGCUCUCCCUGGCCAUCGGCCUAGACGAUCCCUCCGCUCAGCCCGCUGCUCACGCCAAGCCGGCCGAGGAGCGGCCCAAGCUCUCCGUCUCCAUAAAGCAGGAGCGGUGUGACUCGGAGCCUGCCGUGUCCCAGAGCUGCAGCCCUCCAUCUCCAGAGGCAGCCAGCCCCAGCUUCACUAAGGGCAGCCUCAAGGUGCACCUGUGUCACUACUGCGGGGAGCGGUUUGACUCCCGGGGAGGGCUGCGGCAGCACUUGCACACCCAUGUGUCGGGCUCGCUGCCCUUCGGCGUGCCGGCCUCCAUCCUGGAGAGCAGCGACCUGGGGCAGGUGCAGCCUCUGGCCGAGGACAGGGGGGCUGCGGAUGGCCACCGCUUUGGAGCCUUCCUCCUCAAGGAGGACGAGCAUCAGCUGGAGCACCUGAGCUGCGGCGACCUGGAGCCUCUGCAGAUCGGCCAGCUCUCCCUCAUCUCCAAGGACCACGAACCGAUGGAGCUGAACUGUAACUUUUCUUUCUCGAGAAAGAGAAAAGUCAGUUGCACCGUCUGCGGCCGCGCAUUCUUCCGCAAGAGCCAGCUGCUGGAACACAUGUACACUCACAGGGGCAAACAGCACAAGUACAGCCGCUGCCAGCGGCUCGAGAGCCCCACCACCCCCAGGUUCCAUCCUUACUGUGACAGCGAGAGCGUGGGGAAGAGCUCCAGCUUGUCCCAAGACCACUUAGAUGAAUGUAUACUGGAGUCAGAUCUCAUCCAAGAGAGCAUUGAUACUAUCCUGGUAGAGUAGUUCUCCCCCUGUGUAGCCUGUAGAUGCUAAAACUGGGUAUUUGGACAUUUUCCACCUAGUGAGCAGCUGCUCUCGGCAGCCACUUUCCUUCACCAUUCCCACCACCUCUGAGAUAACUGUGAAGAACCCUGUGCUUUGAUUUGUGUACUUGCUUUUCUACUUAACUUUUAAUCUCAAGCUAUUGUCCAUGCAAGUCCUUCUUGGAAGCCUCUGUGUAACUCACAUUUUUCCUAAAUGUAAACUCACUCCCCCCCUGCUUUACUAGAGGUGAAAUUGUAUCGCUGGGUGUGAGGCUUGAACGUUGUCUAAUAACGCUGCGUGGUGCUUAGGACUGUUUGUAUCCUGUAGAAUUGCUCUUCUGGAACUAGAUUGGGGCAAACGUAGAGGGAAAUGUGGGUUGUGUUUCCCAAGCAGUUUGCUUUUCAUUAAAAUAAAUAUCUCGAGGAGAUGAA
Molecule: messenger RNA, 2186 nt
Organism: Colius striatus (speckled mousebird)
Lineage: Eukaryota; Metazoa; Chordata; Aves; Coliiformes; Coliidae
Gene: ZBTB25
Product: zinc finger and BTB domain containing 25
Exons: 3
Coding region: 451-1734 (427 amino acids)
Biological process (GO): regulation of immune system process; negative regulation of transcription by RNA polymerase II; regulation of cytokine production
Molecular function (GO): protein binding; RNA polymerase II cis-regulatory region sequence-specific DNA binding; DNA-binding transcription factor activity, RNA polymerase II-specific
Source: RefSeq, a predicted model, not a curated record